UCUACCGUUUAUUUAUUUCAGCAUUUAUUGAUUAUUUUUUCCAUUUCAUUCUGUAUCUAUUGUUUUGAAGCAAAAACGUAUUCCUUUUUGUUUUUUUUUUCCUUGUGUUGUAUGCUUGCAAAUUGAAUUCUCAGAAUUUCUGUGUUAUUUCAUUGAGUAUUUAGCUGAACGUUCUUUGUUUGAUUGCGUAUAUGUCAUUUCAGCAUUCUUUGUAAGAUGUGUUUGAGCGCUGAGAGUCCUUUCAUUGAAGUGCACAAUAUUUUGGCCUUACAAGAGCUGCCUUUCUUUAUUCUUGAUGAGAGUGGGAGUGUCCAUAGUAGCCCAUUCUCUCCUGUCCGAAUGCAAAACAGACCAAUGAUUUAUAAAGUUGCGGUUGUGUUAAUGCACGAGCUUUGUGUAGAUGGUUGAACUGCUUAUACGUUGACUACUCCUGCACAAAAAAAUUUGUAGCAGAUUUUGUAGCUUUAGGAUGGAUAACAAAGGAAGUGUGUUGAUGCAAAGAUAUGAAUUAGGGAGAUUACUUGGCCAAGGCACCUUUGCUAAGGUUUACUAUGCAAGGAGUCUCAAGACUGGCCAGAACGUGGCCAUCAAAGUAAUAGACAAGGAGAAGGUUCCAAGGGUUGGUCUCAUCGAUCAGAUAAAGCGAGAAAUAUCUGUUAUGAGACUGGUCAGACACCCUAAUAUUGUGCAGCUUUAUGAAGUCAUGGCUACCAAAACCAAGAUUUAUUUUGUCAUGGAAUUUGCUAGAGGGGGCGAGCUUUAUAACAAGGUGUCUAGAGGAAAGUUAAAGGAAAAUGUUGCUCGGAAAUAUUUUCAACAGUUGAUUAAAGCUGUUGAUUUCUGUCACAGUAGAGGUGUUUACCACCGGGAUUUGAAACUAGAAAACUUGCUGCUAGAUGAAAAUGAUAAUCUGAAGGUUUCAGAUUUUGGGUUAAGUACCCUUGCUGAAUCCAAGCACCACGAUGGGCUGUUUCACACCGCUUGUGGUACCCCUGCCUACGUCGCCCCUGAGGUGAUUGGUAGGAAAGGUUAUGAUGGGGCCAAAGCUGAUAUUUGGUCAUGUGGGGUGAUCCUGUUUAUUCUAUUGGCUGGUUAUUCCCCUUUUAAUGAUUCAAAUUUAAUGGAGAUGUAUAGGAAGAUUGGUAAAGCAGAGUUUAAAUGCCCGAGCUGGUUUCCAGCAGAAGUCCGCAGGCUACUGUCAAGGAUACUGGAUCCCAAUCCGCAUACUAGAAUUUCGAUUACCAAAAUUAAGGAAAAUUCUUGGUUCAAAAGGGGAUUGGACUCGAAAACAUUGCAAAAUGAGGCAAAAAGAAAGGAGAUGGUACCUCCAAAUAUGGGUGCAGCUUCUAGUCCCUGCGAGAACAGCAGUACAACUGCUGUGGAAAAGCAAGACCUAACAAAGCCUACUAACUUGAAUGCAUUUGAUAUCAUCGCCCGUUCUGCUGGAUUUGACCUAUCUGGCUUGUUUGAGGAACCUUGUCUAAAGAAAGAAGCAGUAUUUACUUCUCAGAGACCUGCAUCGGUCAUCAUCUCUAAACUGGAAGAAAUUGCUAAGCAUCUGAGGCUGAAGGUGAGGAAAAAAGAUGGAGGGUUGUUAAAAAUGGAAGGAACAGAGGAAGGUAGAAAGGGGAUCUUAUCCAUUGAUGCAGAGAUAUUUGAGGUCACACCAUUUUUUCAUUUGGUGGAGGUGAAGAAAUGCAACGGAGAUACUCUCGAAUAUCAGAAGAUAUUGAAAGAGGGUAUUAGACCUGCUCUUCGAGAUAUCGUUUGGGUUUGGCAGGGUGAUCAACAGCAGCAGCAGCACCAACAAGCACCAUCUCUGCAGGAGUAGAAGCAGCUUCCUUGAAUAUUCACAUGUCCGAUUUUCUCAACCUAUCUAAUGUUUGUACAUUUUUCUAACCUGCCCUUUUCUCUGAAGUGUUGUUUUCAUCUUCUUAUGUGUAUCAUAUCCUUGUUGAGUAAUCUGUAAUGGUCUGGCAUAUCUACAUGGUAACAUAUAAGUGUGUGUGUGGCAUAUCUACAUGGUAACAUAUAUGUGUGUGCGUGUCACCCUAGAAAGAUAUCCUGUGAUGCCCUCUUGUGAUUAGU
This is a messenger RNA of Cornus florida, 2088 nucleotides long. Its product is annotated as CBL-interacting protein kinase 2. Gene Ontology annotation, biological process: signal transduction; protein phosphorylation. Gene Ontology annotation, molecular function: protein kinase activity; ATP binding. NCBI's taxonomy places the organism in Eukaryota, Viridiplantae, Streptophyta, Magnoliopsida, Cornales, Cornaceae. The record is from RefSeq and is a predicted model, not a curated record. The transcript has a single exon. Bases 470 to 1831 code for a protein of 453 amino acids.